Messenger RNA from Perca fluviatilis (European perch), 2063 nucleotides. Its product is annotated as acidic leucine-rich nuclear phosphoprotein 32 family member B-like. Gene Ontology annotation, biological process: regulation of apoptotic process. Gene Ontology annotation, cellular component: nucleus. NCBI's taxonomy places the organism in Eukaryota, Metazoa, Chordata, Actinopteri, Perciformes, Percidae. Gene Ontology annotation, molecular function: histone binding. The record is from RefSeq and is a predicted model, not a curated record.
GCAGGUUCCGCGUGUUGAUACUGAAGAGAGAGGAUCGAGCAGAUACAAGUUUGUCGCAUCGCAGAGACACAAACUCAGGCUAAAACCAGAGGAAAAUGGACAUGAAGAAGCGGGUUUCCUUAGAGCUGAGGCACCGGUCGCCGACAGAAGUCACGGAGCUGGUUCUGGACAACUGUCGCUCCGGCGAGGGAAAGAUCGAAGGGAUCACGGAAGAGUUCUCGAACCUGGAGCUGCUCAGCCUCAUCAACGUCGGCCUGACCAGCGUAGCGGACGUCCCCAAACUGGACAAACUCAAAAAGUUGGAGUUGAGUGACAACAGGAUAUCAGGCGGUCUGGAGGUCCUGGCGGAGCGGCUGGUCAGCCUAACGCACCUCAACCUCAGUGGGAAUAAGUUCAAAGACAUCAGCACCCUGGAGCCCCUGAAAAAGUUGCCCCAGCUGAAGAGUCUGGACCUGUUUAACUGCGAGGUGACCAACCUGGCGGACUACAGGGAGUCCAUCUUUAAGCUCCUCCCCCAGCUCAUCUACCUGGACGGCUACGACAUCGACGACUGCGAGGCGUCCGACUCGGACGGCGAGGGAGACGGAGUCGAGGACGAAGAAGAGGGUGAGUCGGAGGACUUUGAGGAAGAGGAGGAAGAGGACGAGGAGGACGUCGUGGCGGAGGAAGACGACGAGGACGACAGCGCUGACGACGAGGACGGAGAGGUGAACGGAGACGUGGACAGCGAGGACGAUGACGAAGAUGAGGACGACGAAGAUGAUGAUGACGAGGACUCGUCUCCGGUCAAAGGAGAGAAGAGGAAGAGGGAUCCCGAAGACGAGGAUGAAGACGAAGAAGACGAUUAAAGACGCACAAAGAAAAACCGCAAACCCCUCUGACCUCUCGCCCGGUGACCCCUCCCUUUUCCCCCUUCCUCUCCUCCUCCUCUUCCUCCUCCUCCUCUUCCUCCGCCACUCCGUUGACUCUCCGGCCGCGUUCCAUAUCUGAAACUGGCCGCUGCACCUCCGUCAUUUCCUGCUGACCCAAAACACUGAUAUUCUCCUCUUUCUUUUGUUCUUCUUCAGCUUUUUUUUUUUCUUUCAAAAGUUUGUCACGAUCCGUGAAGUUCAAGCUUUUUAAAAAAAAUCCAAAAAUUAUUCCUCAACAGCAGCGACGAGCAAAACGUCCAAUAACCUCGAAUACGUUUCUUACAAUCGCCUACUUCCUGUUGAUAUAAUAAUAAUAAUAAUAAUUAUUAUUAUUAUUAUUAUUAUUACUUUCUCGCAUCCGUGUGUUUGUGGCGGCACAUUCUAACGCCUAUCCACCUCCAGACUCCCCAAAAAACGUGUUUAAUCUGCAGAUCCUUGUCUGGAUUCACUGUUUUUUUGCCUAUAAAUUGUCCGAAUUUUGUGGAAAAUGUAUGAUUUCUCAGAGCAGAGAAGUGACCAAUGUUGUUUGUGUUUAGUCCAACCAAACGACCUAAAAACUCGGAUACUCGGUUAACGUUUUUUUUAGAAGCCGAAACCGGCGAAUAUUACUUCGUUGUCGCAUUUAUUGCCCGUAAUCAUUCUGCCCGAUCGACCUCUCGAUAACGCAGCCGAUCGUUUCCGAGACGCUGCUCUAUAAUCCCAACGUUCAGAGAGAGGUUGAGCAUCCAUGAAGUGACUCUGUAACACGAACAGGACUGUUUUUUUGUUUUGUUUUUUUGUUAUUUCGGACAAAUAAGGACCAACUGACUGUAAACAACGUCCUGUCACGAAAGCCGCUUAAAACUCAAACGGCUUAUUCAUUCAUCUGGAGUUAAAUCUGGCAAAGAACAUGUAGGGGGAAAAAGGCCUUUUUGUGGCUGUUAAAAAGUCUCAGUCGUCUGGUUUUCUGCCAACCAAAAACGUGGUAUUUUGUGACCAUUUGAACUUCAAAUUCCUUCUCCGUUAACCCUCGUGUCGUCUUCCCGUCAACCAUGAACACAAACGCUUUUGUUGUCCCUAUUAUUUCAAGGUUUUUUUUGGUUUUUUUUAUUUAUUUUUUGCUUCUUUUCAAUGUUUGGGUCCCCUUUUGUUUUUUGUUUUUUUAUUUGUCGU